Messenger RNA from Cylicocyclus nassatus, 744 nucleotides. The record is from the annotation of a GenBank genome assembly. Lineage: Eukaryota; Metazoa; Nematoda; Chromadorea; Rhabditida; Strongylidae.
UUACUAGACUUUUUGCUAUAGUACAUCUUGAAUUUCCCUUGGUAGCCAUUUCAAAUAAAUCGCCUUAUAAUAAUCGAGAAUGCUAAUCAAAUGUCUCCUCCUUUGCUUCGUUAUCAAUUCGGCAAUGAGUGGACCCGUCUACAUUGACGAACUCGAAGAUCUGGUAGCAGAAGGACCUGAUCGGUACGAAUUGAAAAUGCUGGAUCGUAACAAGCAAAUGAUUAGGUCUGAGAAGCAACAACGCCUAAACGAGAUUCUUGCACGGCAGACCCCUUAUAUUCAACAAGCCUACAGUGCAAAAGUGCUAUACGAGAUGAAUAAGCGUAUUGCGAAAGCACAAUACGAGCAGCAAAUGGCCAAUCUACGAGGACAUGGCAACUUUGCCGCCCAAAUGAAUGCUAUCAGAAAUGACAUGAGCAUAUCGUCAGCAGAAGCGGACCGGAGGAAAAAAGAACUAAGACGUCAGUACUACGCUGCAUAUCCUUCAGCAAGAGAAAUUGCAUGAUUGUGCUCUUCAGUCGUGUUAUUUGAUUAAAGGCUGCGAUCAGAGCUGUUCGUGCCGGUGUCGUACUGAAAUUACAACGUUGCUCGCUCGGUUCGCUCUCACAUAGUUUCAGCACGGCGCAGGCACAACUCUGGCACGCGGGCAACUCUGAACGUUGUCUGCAUUCGAAUGUAGGCUCAUUUUUGAACUACUUUCUAGGAGAUCUAUCUACUGCUGAUUCUUCAUCUCGUUUUAGAUAU